AUGAAAAAUUCAUCAGAUAUUUCUAAUUCAAGAUGUAUGCAAGGAAUUACACUUAUUCAAGCUGAAAAACGUACAUAUAGAGUUUCUAGUUCUUCUAUAGUAUCUAUUGACACAAUAAACAAAGAAAAUUCUGAUACAAAAAGUAGUUAUUCAAAAAAUCAUAAUAAAAGUAAUGAAAAUUUAGUUUCCAAUGACAGCAAAUUUGUUAAAAGCAUUGAUCCAAAUAUACAACAAAUCCAUGAAAAAAAUGUAUCAAAUGAUCAAAUAACAACAUUAAAACUUAAAAUACCAUCAAAAAUGUAUGGACAUAUAAUUGGCAGAGGAGGUGCAACAUUGAAACAAAUAGAAUCUGAUACAAAUACUAGAAUAAAAAUUAUAAAUGCAAUUACAGGUUCAAAUGAAAACAUUGAGAAAUCUAAAAAAAGAAUCUAUGAAAUAAUUAGAUCAGUUGUUCCAAGAUCACCUCCAACACAUUUUUUAUCUUUACCACUUGAUACUGAUCGAAAUUUGCAACAAAAGAUAUCCAAUUUUCAAUCAGAUGUUCUCUCACUUUCCAUACCCAAGAUUGAUCCCACCAUACUUAUAAAUCCAUCUUCAUUUCAUUUGACCCUUGGGAUGUUAAGUUUGUAUAUUGAAGAAGAUAUUAAAGGUGCCGUGCAAUUGUUAAAAAGUUUGUCUACUGAAGUUAAUGAUUUAGUUGGAUCAAGAAUACCAGUUGUAAAAUUAUCUGGUUUGGAUAUAAUGGAUGAAGAUUCUACAAAAACAAAUGUUUUAUAUGCAAAAGUUGAAGAAUUGGGAGAAAAAAAGAUUUUAACAAAAUUAGCUGAAUUUUUGAAUGAAAAAUUUUCUGAAGCUGGAUAUUUAAAAAAAACUGAUAGACCAUUAAAGCUUCAUGCCACUUUGAUUAAUACAAGUCAUCGUAAAAUUAAAGGAUCGUAUAAAAAUUAUGAACGAAUUCCAUUUUCAGCUGUUCAAAUUCUAAAUAAAUUCCCCAAUAUCGAUUUUGGAACAUGCAGAAUUGAGAAUAUUCAUAUAUCAAAAAUUGGAGAACAUGAUGAAAACGGAAGACAUAAAAGUGAAGGAAAAAUUAAAAUCAAAUAA
Messenger RNA from Entrophospora sp. SA101, 1101 nucleotides. Lineage: Eukaryota; Fungi; Glomeromycota; Glomeromycetes; Entrophosporales; Entrophosporaceae. The record is from the annotation of a GenBank genome assembly.